This is a messenger RNA of Gloeophyllum trabeum ATCC 11539, 671 nucleotides long. RefSeq lists its product as uncharacterized. The annotation marks the transcript as partial. The record is from RefSeq and is a predicted model, not a curated record. The transcript has a single exon. NCBI's taxonomy places the organism in Eukaryota, Fungi, Basidiomycota, Agaricomycetes, Gloeophyllales, Gloeophyllaceae.
AUGGAGAGAAACCUGCUUCUGCCACGCAGGAUGCGGAUCCUAAGCCCCAGGCGGAGGAAGGCAGCACGAAGACGAACCCAGCGGCAUCUGCCCCUCCGCCAUCACCAGCAGCUCCCCCUUCCACGCCGGCUCCUGCGCCACCGUCCACUCCCGUUACCACCCCUAUCCCGCCCGGCAGCUUCUACGCUCCUCUGAACUCGGCGAAGAAGAGUGAGACAGGUAGCGCGAAGAAGCGAAAGUCCCCGGAUAAUGAGGACGACAGAGGGUCGGAAGAUGCGAAGAAUUGGGCUCGGCAGCCUCUGACAUUCAGCUCGCCCGGGCGAUCUCAAUCUAAAUGGAAGAGUAAUGGUGGGGGCAAACGUUCGUCCCUUGCUAACCCGUACAAUCGCCUGUCAGGCGGGAAUAACCUCCGCUCGCCUCGGGACGAUACACACCAAUCUCGGAGACCGGCCAAGUACGGCAAGAGGAGGCGGCUCAUCUUCUAGAGCUGCGGCAGACGACACGACGUCGAUGAGAUGAUUUAUUAAUGUUUAUUUUGGACUCAUUCAUCGGUGUACCAGUGCCACUUGCCAUUUCAUCGCCUUGCACAAGUUUAGCGGAGGCUUGUAAAUAGACGAGACGUGUAUAUACGACGAGUACAAUCAUAAUUUAGCCUUCACGGGCCCUGUCUC